Messenger RNA from Phytophthora nicotianae INRA-310, 501 nucleotides. RefSeq lists its product as hypothetical. The transcript is spliced from 2 exons. Bases 1 to 327 code for a protein of 108 amino acids. NCBI's taxonomy places the organism in Eukaryota, Oomycota, Peronosporomycetes, Peronosporales, Peronosporaceae. The record is from RefSeq and is a predicted model, not a curated record.
AUGGCAGCAGAAAUGAAGAAGACGCGCGAGAUUUUGUACAAACAGUUCAAUGGUAUCGACCUGAACGCUAUACGAGACUCUACAGUUCUUCUUACCGAGGUGAAGGAAACGGCGAUCGAUGAGUCCAAGAUCAUCCCACUUCUCGAUAUUACCAGCUUUGAGGUGUCAGGAGUGACCGUCCGGCAUGUUCUCGAUUACGUGUUUUAUAAAGAAGCCCUCAAUGCUUUGGAGGAGACCGAAUCGACGUUGAGCGAUGGUCUUAGCGACUCCGAGGAUGACGAGGCAGAGGCGGUGGCGGAGAAAGCACUCUCAACCAGGAACCAGUAGGCAAACGUAUGCGAUUAACCCCAGUGGCGACCGCUCCAGUCCUUCUCCCUGGGCAAGUUGGUAAAGCGACUGGAGCUGCUCCACUAGGCGAAGAAGUGGAUCACCUCAUCUCCCUUCAACGUAGUGGUGGCGUAUGCGCCGACAUUGGUCAAUUCGUUGGGCGACGGGAUCUGA